UACGCAGACGGGGGGGGUUGGGUGGCUGUGCGGAUUGGUUGCUCAGCUCUGCUCGCCAACACAGCCAGUCCGUCUAGCAGGGCUUGUUUUAACAUAACUAGAGGGGCAUUUCGACAGCCCGCAAAACAACCAUGUAGUAAAAAUGAUAUUGUAAUUGCUAGGGACUAAGGUGGUGUACGCUACACUGACUUUUGAUGCACUAAAAUGGAAGGUUACAUUUUUUUUGGUCUAUUGGUGACUGUUUUGGAAAGGCCGCCGCUGGUGAGAUAGGACAGGAGGUGAAGGGGAGAGAAUGAGAGCUGUUGGUCUUUCUUGGCCUAGUGCUGCUGCUACUGCUGGGAUUGUGCAGAUCCGCUUUCACAAUUCGAAAAAAACACACGCUUCAUGCCCCAAUCUGAAAGACCCGCAGUUGGUUUUAUUGUGACCGACCUCCAAAUGGAAGGAGUCAUGACAACAUGAAUUCUUCAUACAGACGGGCUGUUCGGGGCGGCUCAGCUUCAGCCACAUCUUACAGCUCAGGCCAGCCAGAGCUGAGGCCCCCCAAUCGCCUCUCAGUUUCCGCCACUUCGUAUAGAAACCAGUGCAACAGCAGCGCCAAGCGUGGCUCAACAGACAAACCUUCGACGGCCAUGCAACUGUCAACCUCUGCCCUCAAACAGGCGCCUAGCUACGGGUAUAACCAGGCAGAGAGGGAAAGGCCCCACUGCUACAGUCCUCUGCUGAGGCUCCAGGACCUCUCCACUAUGGUACACAGAUCUGGGUCUGAUCUGGGACCCGGGCCCCAGCCCAAGGACCUUCAUGCCAGGAACCAUUUGCACUCUCACAGCCCAGUGGGAGGCUCUAGUUUUGGGGCUCCCCUGGUCCGACUGCCCCCCUCUACUGGUAACGAGGAGACAGAACCCUACGAGGAUUCCAUGCGGGAUCAGAACGGUUUCUCUCCUGUCAGUUCUGAUAGUUUGGAGCGCUGCUCCCCCAUCCCCAAUGGUUACCUGCAUUUCGAGUCCACCUUGUUUGACAGUGGGGACAGGGAGGAUGAGGACGAGGAGGAUGAUUUGGUACCUUUUCAACAACACUCUUCUAAGUCCGCCAGAGACAGAACGGUCACAGACUCUAACACCACUUCUGGUUCAGGGGUAGGCCAUAACAGCACAUACAAACCCUCUGUUCUCAACCUGAUGUCCAAGAGUCUAUCUGAACUGGACCCUACUCUGAGCCCCAGUGCUCUGCCUGACAUGUCCAUGGGAGAUGGCUGGAGUAUGGACCAGGACUCUGACAGUGACAGUGACAGUGAGAUGACAGGAGACACACAUGACAAUGGUCUCAUCUCACCUGUUGGAACCAACUCUAAUCCCAACAGCCCAAAGAAGAAGCCCCUCCCAGCAGUGCAGUACUUGGAGGGAGAUCUGGUCUGGGCCAAGUUCAACCGCCGCCCCUGGUGGCCCUGUAGAGUUACCAUAAAUCCACUGGAGGGGAUACACACACGCAUGAAAGUCCCCAGUCGUCGUCCUUGUCGUAUGUAUUACGUGGAGACUGUGGCGGAGAUGGCAGACCAUGCCUGGGUACCUGGGAAAGUUACCUACCCCUUCACAGGAGGAGAGCAGUUCACAGACCUGCCUGUGCUGAGACGGAGAGGGAAACAGAGGGAAAAGGACUACAAAUACACAAUACCCAAGCGUUUGUUGGAGUCGUGGAAAGUCAGUGUGCUGGAAGCUGAGUUUCUCCUACCUGACCUGCUGAAGAAUACUGCUGUCUCGUCUUCCAUGGCUUUUAACGGUGAAGAGCGGGUGUCCUCCCCACUGCCUGAUGAAAAAACAUCCGAGGCCCCCUCUUGUUCCUCCUUUAACCUCACUGCACCCCCCUCCCUCAGCCCUACCCCCAACAGAAACAAACAUCCCCCUGCUGCCAACCUGACCGUAGCGAACGACAGUAGCAGCAAAAAGAAACCCUGCCAGAAGAAGAAGAAGAAGAGGAAGGGUCUGGCGGAGAUCUUUGGUCAUAUAGCUGGAAGCCCCACAGAGUCACUAAGCAUCCUAGACCUGGCCAACCAAAUGCCUGCUGCCGCAGCUGAUCCACGGAAAAAAGAAGAUCCCAAGGACUCUCCAUACGCAGACCUGGAUUCUGUACCAACCAUUGUGCGUCCCAAACGGUCUGAGAAACCUGCUAAAGAAGACACAGAGAAACCAUCUGAACCCUCAAAAGAGGAGGCAGAGAAAGGGGGCAAGACUUCUCCUGAAAAGGCCAAAGACAGGCGUGUGGGCAUGGUGGUUCCUAGGCAUGAAGUUCCUAAAUCCUCAUCCCCAAGCAUUUUAGCAAAAAAAUCUCUUUUAAAUUACAGAACUACAAAAAACACAAAUGUUUUACAGUCAAAACAGAAGUUGGGCAGCUCUUCUGAACUGACGAAUAAAAAUGAUCAUGAUAAGCACUCUCUGCAUCUCCCUGCCAGCAGACGUCUGAUGACCAGGGCCCUGAAAGCAGAGAAGGAGACAGAACUCAAAGAGGCUCUACUGGCCUCAAGCCAAAACUUGAGAGACGAUAGGCUUAAUGUGCAUUCUUCUGAUGAUGAUGAUGUGAGCGAUAACGUUCAGAUCAGAGCAGAGUCGUCUACUAGCAGGGAUUCUUCACCAGACAAAGCCAGAUCCUCUGCUAGUCACAGCUCUCCUAAAAAACAGUCCAAGUCUGAUUGGAAGCGCCUCCACAACGGCUCGUGGAAAAACUCAGAAGAUGUGACUCCAGGGUUCAGUAAGCCUGUCAUACCCCCUAUUAAGGUCAAGGAAGAGAACAUUGUCUCAGACAUAUCCUCCUGUUCUUCCCCCACCUCCUCUCUCUCUCCCAUGGACGCUUUCCAAGAUAUCAAGGAGCUGUCAUUCAAAUCCUUAGUGAAGGAGGAGAGCGACUCCGGGGACUCUAACACUAAUUUUAAACCUGAACCUAAUUACAAGUUCAGUACUUUCCUGAUGCUCCUGAAGGACAUGCAUGAUACCAGGGAGAAAGAGGGCAAGCCCCUGACCAUGCCUCCCUCGCCAGACCUCAUCAAGGAAGAACCCAUGGUCAUACCCACCGCCCAACCACCAGACGACCCCCUUAACGCUCCUGCUGGCGGGGACUGGAUGCCGGCGGGGACCAAAAUCCAAAACGGCCAGCAUGCGAGCUCGCCAACAACCAAGAGAACACCGGCCAAACCCAAGUCUAAAAAUAAACCCAUCAAUAAAAACGAAACGUACAAACUUGAAGGGAAAACAGUGCUGGCUCAGAUGGUGGCGAACGCAGUGGAGAAGCAGCAGCGGAGGAAGCCGAGGCCUCCAGCCAAACUCCGGGCCACCAUCGCUGGUCUCUCUCCCGAGAUGGCCGACCUAGCCUGGGGGAGGGAGUUUGUAUCUGGGCACGCUGACCUGGCUGAGCCUGGCCUCGGCCCUCCUCUUCCUCCUGUCCCCUCCGCUGUUGACUCCUCAUCCUACCUCGACAAGAGCCCGGGUACCAAAGUGGCCCCUAAGAAGCGCUGGCAGACGUUUGCGCAGCAGGGGCCGGUGAAGCCAGGGAAGGAUGCAGAUGCAUUGGGUGGGGUGGCCUCACCGCAGGGGCCUGUGGAGGUGAAUGGGAUCUACAGAGACGGCCAGGGAGGGGCACCAGACCCCAUCACGUCCCAUGAUCUGAACCUGGGGAUGGAGAAGCAAGAUGACACAUCAGCACAUUCUGAAAACAAACGGCUGAGGAAACCCAGCAAAAGACUGCUGGAAUCCACAGAGGAGGAACAAUUCUUCUCCCCGAAGAAAAAACUGAAGAAACCUCUGGAAUCUUCCAAAACUCCUCUGAGCCCUUCCACAGUUCCAGGCCCAGCCCUGCUAACAUACACCUCUACCCCCAGCCCCACCUCCACCCCCACCCCUGGCCCUACCUCUGGGGAGCCAGCCAGCCCCACCCCUGGCCCUACCUCUGGGGAGCCAGCCAGCCCCUCCCCUGGCCCUACCUCUGGGGAGCCAGCCAGCCCCACCCCUGGCCCUACCUCUGGGGAGCCAGCUAUCACCACCUCUGGCCCUACCUUUGGGGAGCCAGCCAUCACCACCCUUGGCUCUACCUCUGGAGAGCCAACCAUCACCACCCCUGACCCUAACUCUGGAGAGCUAGCCUGCACCAAUGCCCUAGCAGGGCUGAAACAGAGUCUGUCUCAAGAUGUCCUCCACCGUGUUAUAAAAUCAUUAUCCAAACAACCCUCAGCAGUGACCUCUUUCUCUACUGAAUCAUCAUCAUCAGAUGGUACAAACCCUCCUCUGCCCUCUGCCCCAGUAUCCCUGGAGAGGAAGAGGCCAAGGAAGCCAUCUCACAAGGUCCUGGAAUGCACCAUAGAAGAAGUGUCACUCAGUCCUCCAAAGAAGAAGGAGUUGAAGAAGCAGAGUGGACAGACAGAGGAGAAGACAGAAGUCAGGGACACUCAGGUUAAGUCUGUGAAGAAAGAAGUGCCUGUAUCCAGCGUGACAACUCCAGAGAGCAUGGUUUCUCUGCAGGCAUCCUCCCCUGCCCGGCCCUCUAGCCCUACUGUGCUCCUCACCCCCAAGGAAGAGACCGAGAAGAUCAGUCCUGGGGUGGGAGGAGAGAGCCACACCAACGGAGAGAUAUCACCCAAACCUGAGGUGUUCUCUCCUGGUCUGAAUGACAGUUUCUCCCUACCUGGCGAAGGGUCCCUGGUCUCCAGCACUAAGAGGAACACAGGAGAGAAAGGAGGAGCUGCGUCCAUGAAGGAGAAUGUCUGUCAGGUGUGUGAGAGGACAGGUGAGCUGCUGCUGUGUGAGGGCCAGUGCUGUGGGGCGUUCCACCUGCAGUGUAUCGGCCUAUCAGAAGCCCCCAGAGGGAAGUUUAUCUGUAGUGAAUGCACUAUAGGGAUCCACACAUGCUUUGUGUGUAAGAAGUCUGGCGACGGUGUGAAAAGGUGCAUGGUGCCUGUAUGUGGGAAGUUCUACCACAACGAGUGUAUCCUGAAACACACACCCACCCAGCCCCAGAAUAAAGGGGUUCGCUGCUCCCUCCACGUCUGUCUGUCCUGCCACAUCACCAACCCCCUCAACCCCUGCACUUCCAAAAGUCGUCUGACCCGCUGCGUGCGUUGCCCUGUGGCGUACCACGCUAAUGACUACUGUAUGGCGGCGGGCAGCGUAGUCCUGGCCAACAACAGCUUCCUGUGUCCCAACCACUUCAUCCCCCGCAAGAACUGCAAGAACCAUGAACACAUCAACGUCAGCUGGUGCUUUGUCUGCUCAGAAGGGGGCAGUCUGUUGUGCUGCGAGUCUUGUCCUGCUGCCUUCCACCAAGAGUGUCUGAACAUCGAGAUGCCCGAAGGUAGCUGGUUCUGCAACGACUGCAAGGCCGGGAAGAAACCACACUUCAAGGACAUCCUCUGGGUUAAAGUGGGAAGAUACAAGUGGUGGCCUGCGGAGGUGUGUCUUCCUAAGAACGUCCCAGAGAACAUCCUCCGUAUGAAACACGAGGUGGGGGAGUUCCCCGUUCAGUUCUUUGGUUCUAAGGACUACGCCUGGACCUAUCAGGCCAGAGUCUUCCCUUACAUGGAGGGAGAUGCCAACAACAAGGACAAGAUGGGGAAGGGUUGUGACGCCAUCUACAAGAAAGCUCUGAAUGAAGCUGCUGAUCGGUUCAAAGCUCUUCAGGAUGAGAAGGAGAUGAGACAGCUUCAGGAGGACAGGAGGAACGACAAGAAACCUCCUCCGUACAGACACAUCAAGGUGAACCGACCAAUCGGCAAGGUCCAGAUCAUCACGGCGGACCUAUCGGAGGUGCCGCGCUGUAACUGCAAGGCGUCUGAUGAGAACCCGUGUGGCAUUGACUCAGAGUGUAUCAACCGCAUGUUGAUGUAUGAGUGCCACCCUCAGGUGUGUUUGGCAGGGGAGAGGUGUCUGAACCAGAGUUACACCAAGAGACAGUACACCCAGGUGGAGAUCUUCAGGACCUUGUCACGAGGCUGGGGGCUACGGGGCGUCUCCGACAUCAAGAAGGGUGCAUUUGUGAAUGAGUACGUGGGGGAGGUGAUAGACGAGGAGGAGUGCAGAGCCAGGAUCAAACAUGCUCAAGAGAAUGACAUCUGUAACUUCUACAUGCUCACUCUGGACAAGGACCGGAUCAUAGACGCUGGACCCAAGGGGAACCAGGCGAGGUUCAUGAAUCACUGCUGCCAGCCCAACUGUGAGACCCAGAAGUGGACAGUAAACGGAGACACCAGGGUGGGGCUCUUUGCCCUGGAGGACAUCCCCAAAGGUGUGGAGCUGACCUUCAACUACAACCUGGAGUGUCUUGGUAACGGGAAGACGGUGUGUAAAUGUGGAGCGUCCAACUGCUCCGGGUUCCUGGGGGUCCGACCAAAGAACCAGCUGUCUAAAGCACGGGAAGGAAGAGAACUGAAGGAGGGCAAGAAGAAGGUUCUGGUGAAGAGGAAGCCUCAGCUGGAGGUGACAAAGGAGAGGGAGGACGAGUGUUUCAGCUGUGGGGACGGAGGACAGAUCGUGUCCUGUAAGAAGCCAGGUUGUCCCAAGGUCUACCAUGCAGACUGUCUCAACCUGGCCAAGAGACCUGCAGGCCGUUGGGAGUGCCCCUGGCACCAGUGUGACAUCUGCGGUCAUGAGGCAGCCUCCUUCUGUGAGAUGUGUCCCAGCUCCUUCUGCACGCAGCACCGUGAGGGCUUGCUUUUCAUCUCUAAGAUAGACGGGCGGCUCGCCUGCAACGAUCACGACCCCUGUGGACCCGAGCCCCUGGAACCAGGGGAGAUCAGGGAGUAUGUACCUCCUGGGGGCAUGCCUCUCCCUCACCUCCUCACCCACCCCCAGGGUCUGGUCCCACCCAGGCCUGGUUCCACCACUGCUGGUUCUAUCUCCGCCACAGUUGCCCCAGGCCUGGCCCAGGACUCGCUACUGCCCCCUACAGGGAGCCUGUUCCUCAACACCUCCCAGACCUCCAACACUUUCUCAUACGGAUCACCUAGCAGUCCCUACAUGUCUGAUAGUCAAAUACUGCACUUCUCCCCUCCUUCUCCCCCCUCCUCCUACAAGGAUGAGAAAGAGGAGGAGGAUGGAGAGCUGGAAGACGGACAGGUGGAUGGGAUAGAAGAGGACGCGGAGGAGGACGAAGGAGAGGAAGAAGAGGAGGAGGAGGAUGGAGAGGAGGACGAGGAGGAAGAAGAGCCGAUGGAGGUAUUUGAGGAUGAGGAGGAAGAAGAUGAGCAGUAUGAGGGCGGACUAGGAGAGGAGGAGGAAGGGGGAGAUGUGUAUGAUACCUGGGGGGACUACAUGGAGGAGGAGCCAGAUGAUGAGGGGGAGGUAGAGGGAGAGGAGGAGGAGGAGUGGGGGAGGGUGGAGGACGAAGAGAAAUGAACUCCGUUUACAUCCCCCCCCCCUUGUGUCUUCCAUUCCUUCUUAGAUCUAUCCAUCUCUACGAAAAUACUGUUUCUCUAGCUCUCAUCUCACUAGAGUGACAUUCAGAUGGACAGACAAUGAGAGACAGAGAGAGAGAGAUUGUCCUGGUGGUACCAAGUGAAAUACGAAGCUGCCUUUGUGUUCGUACUGCAUAGCCUUCCUAUCCCCAGCACAGCACAGCACAGCAUAGCACAGUGUGGGCUGGACUAACGUUGCGUAAGGGAUAGGAAGUGGUGCUAAGGGGCUGGGAGGACUGCUCUGGUCAGCCUCUGGUCCUUCUGUUGAUAUGUUAUUAGUGUCUGGUGCUGUUUUUCUUCCUCUCAGAAAAGUUGUUUACAUUUUUGUUCUUGCUUUUUUUUUUACAAUUGGAAAACAAAAAAGGAUGGGCAACCUCACUCAGCCACACCCUACCUACACCGGCCAUGUUGCAAAAUAAAUGUACAAAUACAUGUUAUUCAAUAAUUUCAUCCACACUGCUUACACACGUCAACUAACCUCUUUGAUCCCUAACUCUAAAAUAGAACUUGGUUCUAUUUGAGACACUCAAUGCGCUGUAAGUCCCACAUCUCUCAUAUCCUUUUUGGUUUUCAAGAAGAUACAACCCAACAUGGUUGCUUGAAAGGAGAAACCUGGAGAUAUCAAUCAAAGAUAGCUAGGUUUCCCUUUUUAUCUGUGGAUUAUUCGUUGGAAUGGAGCGACACACAGCUAAGAAUGGGACCACAUGCAUGGGCUUCCGAGUGGUGCAGCGGUCUAAGGCACUGCAUCUCAGUGCUAAAGGCGUCACUACAGACACCCUGGUUCGAAUCCAGGCUGUAUUACAACCGGCCGUGAUUGGGAGUCCCGUAGGGCGGCGCACAACUGGCCCAGCAUCGUCCGGGUUUGGCCGGUGUAGGCCGUCAUUGUAAAUAAGAAUUUGUUCUUAACUGACUUGCCUGGUUAAAUAAAGGUUACAUUUUCUUUUUUUUUUACAAAAUGAUCAGGUAAAAUAAAAACCCAAUGUUCAUCUCCCAGGACAAACCGCUAACAACAGCUAUCUAGCUUAUUGUCCAUGAAUGUUUCAUGUGUGUUUCAACCUGGCCCCAAAUGAAUAUAGUUGGAUCACAGUUGGUUUUGUUAUUUUAACCUGUGUGUCAUGGCGUCUAGUUUGAAUAGACAAAAUCAACACGCGCGGGGUCGGUGUAGCCAUGGUGUUAGAUUUAGGAGCUCGACCAGUUAUCAAGAAUAAUCAACGAUAUGCUCUCAAUGAUCACUGAUUUUAAAAAGCCAUAACUAACUACUGGUUUGGACUUAUAACAUUGUUACAAAUCAACCCAAUGUUGAAAUCUAAAGUGCAUCUCUUGUGAACGGUAAAGAAAACCCUUUUUGUCUACUGCAAAAGAUUGUUGAUAAAACUCUCAAAAUCCCUGAUUUAAGAUCACAGAUUGUUUGUUCAUUACAUUAAGAUGUUUAUGGCUGGACAAACAGAAACAUUCCAAGAGUUCAGAACAUCACUCCUGUUAGUUGUGCGCACAUCAAUGUUUUGACCUUCAUUUAUGGCUUGUGUUACUGUUCCAUCCACAGAAUUAGAAGGAAAUGAAACACAUUCUAGUUCUAUGAUUCCAUCAUUAAAGGUCAUUCAACAGUCACAUCUGGCAGGAGAAUGUCUAUUGUCUGUUUGGGAGAUGACACAAUGUAUAUUGUGAGUGAAAGUGAUGUAUGUUUGAGUGCACGCACGUGUCUGCUGUUAUAGAAUCAAGCAAUACUAGUCAUGUAUUAACUCAUGGCCUGAAGAACAGUGCUUUUAGACUUUUUAAAGUAGAGUUUUAUACCUCUGAAUUGAGUGUUGUGGUGCUGUAAACAUUUUAACAAAAACCCCUUAGUAUAGACUCUUCAUCGUCUGGCUGGAAGGCUGGUUGCUUACAUCACUAAAAGUCAGUUAACUGAAGAGCCAAGCAGAAUGUCUCAUGUUCUCUGUCAUAACUAAUGUUGAUUCAUCGGGCAGCUUUUCCAACAGGGUGGUUUAUCCAUCACUCUGAAGCUGUGAAGUGUCCUGAAACAUCUGUACAUUUUAGAAAGGUUGUUCCGAGACCUUCAGUUCAUAACGUUUGUGUAAUGUUCUGCUGUAUAUGUUCUGCAUUCAAACAUGUAGCAGCACACUUCCAACGCACAAAACACACGGGUCCAUUCUGUUUGGUUGCUGGUUAUGUUAAAUUCCAUGAAAUAACAAUCCUUCCCAUGAGUCUCAUCCAACGUUUUUGAAAUGAGAACACUUUGCUACAUUUUCAUGAAUUCUAGAAUUGGUUAAAUUGAUGUUUAGAAUUAGAAUGUCAACUAUGAGAAUCACUGGACAAUUGGCCUUAUAUCUAAUAUUCAGCCUUUUAAAACAAUCAAUUGGGUCCAACACAUAUCAACUAAAUGAGAAAAUUAUGUACUGAAUUCCCAAACAGAAGCACUACCAUUUUUACAUGGCUUGCCCAUCAAUGUGUCAACAACAAAUCUUUCUGCCUCACCCUUGACAUCCGGGGCAGAUAAAUAGAUGUUUUUUUUUUGUUGGCUAGUUUUGUAUUUCUCAAACCAAUAUUAUCUUUUUUUCUAAUGUUUUUAUUUUAAUUUUUUUUUCUUCCGUUGUGUGUUUUGUGAUGAUGUUUAUGCCAACAGGUCUACUUCGAAGAGUUCUCUGGCCCCUCUCCUGUUUUUUUUAGAGAGCUGAAACACAACCGUAGAUUUUCUGAAAAAACGGGGGACAUGUUUAUUGAUGCCAUGUAGAGAAGACUCAUGAACUGAACUGUACUGUACUCCUUUGUGUAUAAUAAAUAUUAUAAGUAAAGUUUUACAAUAGAAAA
Molecule: messenger RNA, 10231 nt
Organism: Salvelinus fontinalis (brook trout)
Lineage: Eukaryota; Metazoa; Chordata; Actinopteri; Salmoniformes; Salmonidae
Product: histone-lysine N-methyltransferase, H3 lysine-36 specific-like
Exons: 20
Coding region: 456-7367 (2303 amino acids)
Biological process (GO): regulation of DNA-templated transcription
Cellular component (GO): nucleus; chromatin
Molecular function (GO): histone H3K36 methyltransferase activity; protein binding
Source: RefSeq, a predicted model, not a curated record